This is a messenger RNA of Neltuma alba, 2712 nucleotides long. Its product is annotated as pentatricopeptide repeat-containing protein At1g11290, chloroplastic-like. Lineage: Eukaryota; Viridiplantae; Streptophyta; Magnoliopsida; Fabales; Fabaceae. Gene Ontology annotation, biological process: RNA modification. The record is from RefSeq and is a predicted model, not a curated record. Gene Ontology annotation, molecular function: RNA binding; zinc ion binding; protein binding.
CGUUUGUCAUCUUUACAAAAAAUCUCUAUCUCUGGGAAGUGGGAAGGGGGACUGGGAGCUGCAUAGGAAUUCGAAGAAGGCACUUGUGAACUGGAGAAUGAAUCUUGAGUGAGAGACAUAACAGCAAAGAAUGAGCUCGCAGCUAUUGACUCUUCUUCCUCCACCACCACCCAUCUCCAAAAAAAUUUCAUCUCCUUCAUCUCAAUCCUCGGUACCGUCUUCCACAUCCCAUAAUAAUAAUCUUUACGAAAGAAUUUACAUCCCUUCUCAUGUCUACAGACACCCUUCUUCUAUCCUCUUAGAACUCUGCACUUCCAUUAAAGAACUCCACCAAAUGUUGCCUCUCGUUAUCAAGAAUGGCUUCUACCAUGAACACCUCUUCCAGACCAAGCUUGUUAGUUUGUUUUGUAACUAUGGUAGCAUCGGUGAGGCUGCUCGUGUUUUUGAGCCAAUUGAACACAAAAUCGAUGUGCUUUACCACACUAUGCUCAAAGGGUAUGCCAAAAACUCAACUCUAGGCGAUGCUUUGUCUUUUUAUCAUAGAAUGAAAUUGGAUGAUGUUAGACCUGUUGUUUAUGAUUUUACCUAUUUGUUGCAAUUGUGUGGUGAAAAAUUGGACCUCAAGAGGGGUAAAGAGAUUCAUGGGCAGUUAAUAACUAGUGGGUAUGAAUCGAAUUUGUUUGCCAUGACUGCGGUUGUGAAUUUGUAUGCAAAAUGUAGACAGAUUAAUGAAGCAUACAAGAUGUUUGAGAGAAUGCCGCAGAAGGACUUGGUUUCUUGGAAUACAGUAAUUUCUGGGUUUGCACAGAAUGGCCUGGCCAAGACAGCUAUAAAGUUGGUCUCAGAAAUGCAAGAGAGCGGUCUGAAGCCUGAUUCUAUCACAUUGGUUAGUGUUUUGCCGGCUGUUGCAGAUAUCAAGUCUUUGAGAAUUGGAAAGUCUAUUCAUGGCUAUGCCUUGAGAUCUGGGUUUGGAUCUUUCGUCAACGUCUCAACCGCCCUUGUAGAUAUGUAUUUCAAAUGCGGGUCAGUGAGAGAGGCAAGGUUGGUUUUUGAGGGGAUGAAUAGUAAGACUGUUGUUUCAUGGAAUUCCAUGAUUGAUGGCUAUGGACAAAAUGGCAAAUCUGAAGAAGCGUUUGCAACUUUUCUGAAGAUGUUGGAUGAGGGGGUGGAACCUACAAAUGUUACCAUAAUGGGAGCAUUACAUGCCUGUGCUGAUUUAAAUGAUCUUGAACGUGGGAAAUUUGUUCAUAAAUUAUUAAAUGAAUUAAAAUUCAAUUCUAAUGUGUCAGUUAUGAAUUCUUUAAUAUCUAUGUAUUCCAAGUGUAAGAGAGUUGAUAUUGCAGCCACGUUGUUUGAUGGCAUGCAGGAGAAAACACAAGUGACUUGGAAUGCCAUGUUAUUAGGUUAUGCACAAAAUGGUUUUGUAAAUGAAGCUCUAAAUCUGUUCUGUAAGAUGCAAUCUGAUGAUAUAAAACCAGAUUCUUUUACAUUUGUGAGUGUGAUUACUGCUCUUGCAGAUUUAUCAGUUACCCGCCAAGCAAAGUGGAUCCAUGGCCUUGUUACAAGAACUUGUUUAGACGGGAAUGUCUUUGUUGCCACUGCUCUUGUAGACACGUAUGCAAAAUGUGGAGCCAUACAAACAGCGAGAAAACUUUUUGAUGCAAUGGAAGAGCGACAUGUGAUAACAUGGAAUGCGAUGAUUGAUGGGUAUGGAACACAUGGCCUUGGAAGGGAAGCUUUGGACCUAUUCACUGAAAUGUUGAAGGGCUCUGUUAGACCAAAUGACACUACAUUUCUGUCUGUUAUCUCAGCUUGCAGCCAUUCAGUUGUGGAAGAGGGCCUUGACUACUUUGAAAUCAUGAAGGGAGAAUAUGGCCUAGAGCCUUCAAUGGAUCACUACGGUGCCAUGGUUGAUCUCCUUGGUCGAGCUGGACGGCUCGAUGAUGCUUGGGACUUCAUUCACAAAAUGCCUACCGAGCCAGAGAUUAAUGUUCUAGGUGCUAUGCUUGGUGCUUGCAGGAUCCAUAAAAAUGUAGAACUAGGGGAGAAGGUUGGUGACAAAAUUUUCGAGCUAAACCCAGAUGACGGUGGCUACCAUGUGUUGCUUGCGAACAUGUAUGCCUCUGCUUCCAUGUGGGACAAAGUGGCCAAGGUAAGGACAGCCAUGGAGAAGCAAGGGAUUCAGAAAACUCCAGGCUGCAGUUUGGUGGAACUGAGAAAUGAAGUUCACACAUUCUACUCUGGAAGCACCAAUCACCCACAAUCCAAAAGAAUCUAUGCUUAUCUUGAGAACCUAGGAGAUGAGAUAAAAGCUGCUGGUUAUGUGCCAGACACAAACUCUAUUCAUGAUGUAGAAGAAGAUGUGAAGGAGCAAUUGCUGAAUAGUCAUAGCGAAAGGCUUGCCAUUGCAUUUGGACUUCUAAACACAAGGCCUGGCACAACAAUACACAUAAGGAAGAAUCUGAGAGUCUGUGGUGAUUGCCAUAAUGCAAGCAAGUACAUUUCACUUGUGACAGGGAGGGAAAUCGUUGUGCGUGAUAUGCGCAGGUUCCAUCAUUUUAAGGACGGGAAUUGUUCUUGUGGAGAUUAUUGGUGAAGCAAUGAUUGAUUGCCUUGUUGUUGUGAUCAGUUCAUGAGAGAUUUUAGGGUAGACUUGGAUGUACAACAAGGUAUUUUUGUAGAUACUAAUUGUAAGAAACCAUAACUUGAACU